Drosophila rhopaloa is the source of this 921-nucleotide messenger RNA. It is a transcript of the gene mRpL22, whose product is annotated as 39S ribosomal protein L22, mitochondrial. The transcript is spliced from 3 exons. Gene Ontology annotation, molecular function: structural constituent of ribosome. Gene Ontology annotation, cellular component: ribosome; mitochondrial large ribosomal subunit. The coding region runs from base 112 to 810 and encodes 232 amino acids. NCBI's taxonomy places the organism in Eukaryota, Metazoa, Arthropoda, Insecta, Diptera, Drosophilidae. Gene Ontology annotation, biological process: ribosome assembly; translation. The record is from RefSeq and is a predicted model, not a curated record.
CAGGUGUAUUGCUCGGUCACACUGGCAGAUUACGCGACCGAAAGAAGUCUGCGUUUUCCCGAUUAAAUUGUCUGGUUUCUUGUGAGGAAAUCGCCGACUUAGCCAGCCAGAAUGAUGCAAAAGGUGAUCCGUCAGAUGGCCCAGCUGCGCUUGCAGGCGCCGCCGGGAGCAGCGCUCCUCAAAACCGGGGAAGCCCCGACCGCCAUGCUGAGCCACCAACAUCCACCUGCCUUCCAAGUGAAAUCCCUGCACACGGCUGCUUCGGCCGGAUUCCUGUGUGCCAAGUGGAACAAGUACAACUACGGACCCCGGAAAUGGCUGGAAUACAACAAGACAGUCCAUCCGCCGCAGGAAACGGACGAGGAGCCCAGGAAGGCUUACGUCUGCCACAUGCGAAACAAUAUCAAAUACAGCCCGGACAAGAUGUGGUACAUCGCCGCCUUUGUUCGCGGCAUGUCCGUUGAUGAGGCCCUAAAGCAACUGAACUUUGUGCUCAAAAAGGGAGCCACCGAUGUCAAGGAGACCAUUCUGGAGGCCCAGCAAAUGGCCGUGGAGCGACACAAUGUGGAAUACAAGAGCAAUCUGUGGAUAGCCGAAUCCUUUGUGGGGAAGGGACGCGUCUUCAAGGGCGUGAGGCGCCACGGCCGCGGUCGCUUUGGCCAGGUGGAGUACAAGCACUGCCACUAUUUUGUGAGACUGGAGGAGGGAGAGCCCCCGCAGCACUACUACCAGGAGCCACAGACGCCAGAACAGCAGUACGAGCACUGGCUGGAGCAGAUGCGCAGUCGGAAGAUCACCAACUCACUGUAGCCCCGUCACGUCGUACUUCCAUAUUAUCGACCCAAACUUUUCCAAUCCUCCUUUGCCAUCGCGUCCCCACAUAUAAGGCAUUUUUUGUUUUUAGAAGGUUGUUUAAUAAAA